GCCACGGAGAGACGCGUCUUGCUGCCUGCCCGCGGGACGGGGGUGUCUCUCGCCCUUUUGUGCAGGGUGUCCACAGCACCCCACCCCCCCGGCAGGAAAAUGCCGCCCGCCAGAGGCGAGCGAGCAGCCCUUCCUCUCCUGGCGGCUGAGGGCAGCCUGCCGGCCGGGAGACCAAAGAGCCAGCCGGCUGAAGCGAAGUCGGUCCUCCUCCAAACACGCGGCGGGCGGUUCAGUUGCUCGGGAGCUCGCGAACGGGAGGAGGCGCCAACGGCACAGGCAGGCGGCCGCCCGGGAAAGGGAGAGGCGGCGUGGAGAGGUCGGUCGCCCGCCGCAGGAGAGAAGACCCGCCGCUACCGCCGCCGCCUCUUCAUCUUCAGGAAGGAGGAUGGGGGCUUCAGCCCUGGCGCUGCUGCGGGCCGCCCUCUGGGCCCUGCUCCCGCCACUGAAAAUUACAAAAACGUCUAGAACUGAAGCCCCCACUCCCACUCCUGACCAUCUGUCCACCCCCAUGUGGAGGAAUUUGCCCUUUGCCUUCAUGAAAAAGGGUGAAUGCUCGAUAUGGAAUUUUGCAUGCUUUUAAGAGCAGCCAGCCUCAGUUAAGAAACGACUACUGCAUGUAUUAUGAUCCCGACUUGAUCUCUCUUCCUGAGACCUUAACUGACACUACUUCUAUGAAACUGGCAAUCUUGACUCCCAAAUGGUUCUGCAGUGAUUCUGACAAGCCACAUGAAAGUAUCCAGGACAAGGCAGUUGCAGUGGAGAGUGGAAAUUGCUCACUUUUGCAAAAGGGUCAAAUGGCUCAAAAUCUUGGUGCUAAAGCAGUGCUGGUUGUCUUGAAAGAUAGGAAAUUUCCUCCUAAAGGUAACAUGACCCAAUAUAAAGUCAGCAUUCCUGUUGUGAUGAUCAGAGAAUUGGCUUUACACGAUAUGAAAGAGAGUUUUGGAAGUAACAUUAAUGUGACGCUGUAUGCCCCGCCUUUGUCAAACUUUGACUUCAAUAUGGUGUUCAUAUUUCUGAUUGCCGUGCUCAUUGUGGCACUGGGAAGCUAUUGGAGUGGAAUGAAGGAGCUUGAGAAACUGGCGGUUGCUCCAAGCUCUGAAAACUCAGAAGAAACACCAGAAACACAGACAGAGGAAGUUAUAUUUAAUCCCCUGAUUAUUGCUGGAUUUUUCACCAUCUGUUCUGUUUCACUAGUUCUAAUGUACUUCUUCUUUAAAUAUCUAGUAUAUGUCUUUAUUGCAGUUUUCGCCUUGCUAAGUUCUAUAGACCUGUACAAGUGUCUCAGAGAAUUAGUUAUCAGAAUACCUUAUGGACAAUGCAGGCUUGCAUGCUACAAAAUAAACUUUGAAGUGAGACUUUUUUUUCUUGCUGGAAUCUGCCUGGCAACAUCUACUGUUUGGGUAGUGUUUCGAAAUGAAGAGAGCUGGUCUUGGAUUUUACUAGAUAUUUUGGGAGCUGCUUUUUGUCUGGACGUGAUUACGUUAUUGAAAGUACCCAGCUUCAAGUUAUGUGUGCUGUUCCUACUCCUUCUCUUUGUGUACGAUAUAUUUUUUGUCUUCAUCACACCAUUCCUUACAAAAAGCGGGAAAAGUAUAAUGGUUGAAGUUGCUACAGGUUCUGGUGACAGCAAAGAAAAGUUACCAGGGUUAUUCAAAGUGCCUCCUGUGAACUUCCCUUCACUGAUGUUUUGCUUCCCACAAUUUUCAAUGCUUGGAUUCGGAGAUGUUUUGCUGCCAGGUUUCCAGGUUGCCUAUUGUUGCAGAUUUGAUGUUCGGACUGGAUCCCACUAUGUGUAUUUCAUUUCCUGUACUAUAGCCUAUGCUGUUGGCUUGGUGAUCACAUUUGUGGCCUUGAUACUAAUGAAAAGAGGACAACCAGCCCUUCUCUACUUAGUACCAUCCACGCUCAUCACCAGUGCAGUAGUUGCUUUCAGCCGCAAAGAGAUGAAACAGUUUUGGAAUGGCAGCACCUAAGAGGGAGAGAGAGUGCAUUCGGUCAGGCAGGGACAAGAGUUGAUGGUUGGAAAGAGAAACCUGAGGGAUGGCUGCCUCUUAACUGCUUUGUCAUCAACCACUGGGAGGUGCCCUUCCACAAGAUGCUGUGUCAAGAGGCAAGAGAAGGAACCAGUACACUUUGCACCACUCACCUGUAGGCUCUGGUGACACCUGCAUAGAUUCCCAGAUGUGUUUGCUGCAGGCUGAACUGAUUUACACUCAGCAGUGACCCAUGAGAUACACUGCCCUUGAAGGUGCAUUGCAGCUCCAGUCUGUGGCACCUCUGAAAUUCUAGUCGUAUGAGUUACGACACGUAGGAAAAUACUUGACUAAUUAAAAACAUAUGCUUUGCUUCCAAAAGUAAACAAGGCAUGGCAAUACUGUC
Hemicordylus capensis (graceful crag lizard) is the source of this 2379-nucleotide messenger RNA. RefSeq names its product signal peptide peptidase-like 2A. Bases 615 to 1973 code for a protein of 452 amino acids. Gene Ontology annotation, molecular function: aspartic endopeptidase activity, intramembrane cleaving. Gene Ontology annotation, cellular component: Golgi-associated vesicle membrane; cytoplasmic side of endoplasmic reticulum membrane; lysosomal membrane. The record is from RefSeq and is a predicted model, not a curated record. Gene Ontology annotation, biological process: membrane protein proteolysis. The transcript has 16 exons. NCBI's taxonomy places the organism in Eukaryota, Metazoa, Chordata, Lepidosauria, Squamata, Cordylidae.